Phycodurus eques (leafy seadragon) is the source of this 3705-nucleotide messenger RNA. Its product is annotated as chondroadherin-like. NCBI's taxonomy places the organism in Eukaryota, Metazoa, Chordata, Actinopteri, Syngnathiformes, Syngnathidae. The transcript is spliced from 2 exons. Gene Ontology annotation, cellular component: extracellular matrix. The coding region runs from base 1718 to 2152 and encodes 144 amino acids. The record is from RefSeq and is a predicted model, not a curated record.
AGCCUUUCACGCAGCCGGCGACGGCGCCAGGCUUCCCACGGCCGCCAAGACCUGGAACGGCCUCCGCACGGACGGAACGCCAUUUGAGCUACUAGUACGCUUCUUGUCCUAAGAUCAUUCAGUGCAGUGACCAUGAAAAAGUAUGGCCCCGCUUCUCAAAUUCGAUUCUUUUUUGCAGUUUCGCUUACUUUGUUUAAGAUAAUCAAACCGAUGUCAAUGUCAGACAAAGAUAAGCCAAGUCAACAUAAAAUGCGGCUUUGAAUUGGUCAUUUUAGUUAUUAAGGCAAAAUACUAUUCAAAGCUUCCUGGCCCUGUGUGAGAAAGUAAUUACCCCCACUUGUUCAAUCCUGAUUUCACUGUGGCUUAUCACAUUUUUGGGUUCAUUUUUAGUGACCCAAUCCUGAUGACCUCCAGACUUGCUCAACCAACAAAUCACUUAAAUCGAACCUGACUGACAAAAUCAAGCCGGCCAAAAGGUCUCAACAAGCUGCAAGAAAAUGCCACGGUCCAAAGAAAUCCAAAAAGACGGGAGAAAAAAAGUCAUCGAUGACAUCUUUCAGUCUGGGAAGGCUUACAAAGACAUUCCUAAAGUUGUAGGACUCCAGCGAACCACAGUGAGAGCCAUCAUCUUCAAAUGGAGAAAACAUGGAACAGUGGUGAACCUUCCACGAGUGGCCGGCCUACAAAAAUGAUGCCAAGAGCACAGCGACGACUCAUCCAGGAGGUCCAGCAUCUAAAGCACUGCAGAUCUCCCUUGCCUCAGUUAAGGUCAGUGUUCAUGACUCAACAAGAAGGAAGAGACUGGGCAAAAAUGGCAUCCUUAGCACAGUUCCAUGGCCAAAACCACUGCUGACCCCAAAGAACAUAAAAGGUUGUCUUACUUUCGCAGGAAAAAUCUAAUCAAAUCUGAAUGAUUCCCAACACUUCUGGCAGAGUAUUGUAUGAACUGACGAGGCGAAAGUUCCACUUUUUGGAAGGAGCGUGUCUUGUUACACCUAGCGUAAAUGUAACGCAGCGUUUCAGAAAAAGAACGGUGGUGGUAGUGUGUUGGUCUUGGGCUGCUUUCUACUUCAGGACCUGGACGCCUUGCUCUGAUUGAUGGAACCGUGAAAAUCCUGAAGGGGAAUUUUGGCCGUAAGUGGGUGACCUCAAGCUGAGGCGCACUUGGGUUCUGCAAGUCAACUUCUGGAUGGCUUAAAAAAACUAAAUCGAGAUUUUGGAGCGGCCUAGUCAAAGUCCAGACUUGUAUCCGAUUGAAAUGCGGUGGCGUGACCUUCAAAAGGCCGUUCUCGCUCGAAAACAAUUUUUUUUUUUUGCUGAAGUCAAAUAAUUCUGCGAGGAAGAGUUUUUUGCGGUGUCUCCACAGAGAUGUGAAAGUUCUAAUGUGGCAGUUCUAAUAAACACUCAAUUUCACUGUUGCUGCUGAGGGGGGCCAACCAGUUCUGAGGGUUAGGGGGUCAGUACUUUAGUACACAGGACCAGGUAGCGCUGAUAUUUUUUUCCCCCUUAAUAAUUAAAAUCACCUUUUAAAAACUGCAUUUUGUGUUUGUUUGAUGAUCUUAGCCAUUAAAGUGGGGAAACUAUCAAAGAAAAACAAUUGAGAUGGGGCAAAUACUUUUUUACGGCACUGUACAACGAUCAGGUUCCCCUGGAAGAAGACCACAAGUCUGAAUAAGCUGAAGACGAAGGAUGGUUAAAUGCGGCGAGGUGUUUUCCGAUGUUGUUGUUGUGUUUCCGAUGCUUUUGUGCUCUUUCCGAUGUUGCCGUUGUGGCGCUGCUGAUGUUUUUGCGGUGUUUCCGAUGGUGUUUUUGUGCUGUUUCUGAUGUCGUCGUCGUGUUUCAGAUGUCAGACGAGGCGUUCGCAGGCGUGACGGCGCUCACGUCGCUGCACGUCAACAACAACAAACUCCGCUGGCUUCCGAGGAGCUUGGAGCUGUCGCGCGUGUCCAAUCUGACCGUGGCCAACAAUCCCUGGACGUGCACCUGCCAGCUGGCACCGCUACGCAGGUGGAUGGACGCCAACAGCCGCAGGCGAACGGAGGCCAUCUGCGCGUCGCCGCCGGCGCAGAGGGGCAAGCCGGUCCGAGACAGCGCCGCCUUCGCCGCCUGCCGGGUCAAGCCCAAAAGAACCAAGAUGGCCGCACGCCACUGAACGGUUCGGGGGUGGGGGAACCCGGCCGUCACGUGACUCGACUCCAGUUAGACUUUCCGACUUGCGACUCGGUUAGGACGACGAAACUCCAAAGAGGAUUACGUUUACGUUACGACAAUUACAAAACCCCAAAGCGGAUUACGUUUGCCUUACGACGAUUACGUUUCGGAUCAAAUGGGGAAAAAAGCGCCGCUAACUUUGCGGUUUAGCUGACGGAUUUCUGCUCAAACGUGAACUCACAGGCUCCAUCUCGACAAACAAGUGUUUGCCAAAACUGUCAAAUGUUGGGCCUUUAAUUCAAAUACUUAUUGUCGUAAGUGUUAAGGACCAAAAUUUGAUUGAAUUUUUUUUAUUCAACAUUUUUUUUUUUUUUUUAGUAACUGGCCAAUUAAUCGGUAAUCAGAAUUUUACUCUGCCAAAUAUCGGAAUUGGCAUCAGCCUAAAAAAAAAAAAAAAAAAAAUCCAUAUUGCGGAUUUUUAUACAGCAGAGCGUGUUGGUGCCUAAAAUGUCAGCUAAAAGUCCCUGUAUAGCGAUGAGGGAGUUGGGAGUGAGUGAAUGAUUCCGAAUCACCGAGCCACUCCCUGAUUUUUAGAUAACAGACCUCGUUAGUGCCGAAAAUGUCCACCGAAAGUCCCUUUGUCGUGACUCGGGAGUCAAUUACUGCGAUCGCAAUCAUUCACUCGAUCGCUCGACAGAGGUUUUACGAGACAUUUUAGGAACCAUCUCGGUCCACAGGUUGAGGUGGGCGGGCCUUCCGACCAGACUCAGCAUUUUGCCAGACUGCCAUUUUUGGCAAAUCUUGUCACGUUGCUACUGAAACGCGUUUCCGUGUGGACGGACGGGGCCAAGUUCAAAGUUUCAUGUCGGUUAUGCGUUUAAUGGACAAGACGAUAAAGUCCGAGACAAGACACAGCGUGGUUGAUGGACAAUUGAUAAACUGGGUGCGUACACUUGAGAAAAGCGCACACGCCGAGUGCAACUUGGCUAACGUGCAAAAAUGUGGCGAGCGGCUGAGCAAAAUUGUCGACUUGACUGAUGACUUGCGUAACCCGGGUCACGCACUGACCGGACUGGCUUGACCUUUAGUGGAAUUGAACUCGGGACGUGCCGGAAAGUAUACGCGGACGACAUGAGACCUCCUCGUGAGUGCCGCACGUGACUUCCUCCCACCCCUGGCCGCCGCCACCGCCUACUCGCUGGCAGAUGGGUUCGUUUUUACCUUCUCCCUCCGGCCGCACGCCAAUUUUUCCGUGCGCUCCGGCCCAGCGGGCGCCCCCUCCCGUCCCCCGCUUGUUUGCUGACGCUCACUUCUUCCCACACAUCGCGAGCUUCACGUUCGCAUCAGCGUCACGUUGCUCAUUCCGCACGAAUUUGCCCUCAACGCCUCAAUAAAAGAAAACUUUUCACCACUUCGGCCCGCUCUGAUCAUUCCGCAGGUCAGCUGCAAUUACAGCUCUCGGACACAGGGGGCGACACAACAGCACAGGACUCAGUCUAAUUAGGCAAUCAGCAGACCAGCAAUAAUAAGAAAUAUUCAGUGCUAAAUAAAAAA